AUGUAUCCUACUUCGACUUCGAAUACACCACGUAUUGAAAUUCCAGCAAAUAAUAAUAGUAAUAUUAAAAUCAUCAUUACUGAAGCAACACCAUCUGAAUCAGAUAUACCACAUGGUAAACAUGUUUGUGAAACUAACCAUACUUAUAACGGUAGAAUAACACCAAGUAAAUCAUCUAACGCGUUGCCUGCAAUCGAAGCUGUUGAAAUUCCAUCAUCAAAUACUAGAAAUAUUUAUCGUAAUAUUCAUCCCGAUCUAACUAAUUCGACGAUUUCGAACUGGAACAUGACGGAAAGAAGUCUUCUAACUUGUGAUAGUAUCUAUCGAAAUGAAGCUACAGAUUUUAUCGUUCCGGAAAAAGAUCGUAUACGUGUUAUUGUUCGAGUUCGACCAUUGAAUGAUCGUGAACUCGAAAAUCCAAAAGAUCCGUCAACUGUAUUGCGCUGUGAAGGUGAAAAUUCUAUUAUUGCCGAAGGAGGUCAACAUAAUCGUCGAUUUACGUUCGAUAGUGUAUUCGACGAAGCAUCAACACAAGAAGAAGUAUUUCAAUAUAGUGGAAUUAAACGUUUAGUUGAUUUAGCUAUUGAAGGAUAUGUUGCAACUUGUUUUGCCUAUGGACAAACAGGUAGUGGAAAAACACAUACUAUGGUUGGUCCAGGUGGUGCUGCAAUUUUUCGUAUGGAUACUAAUUAUCGUACAAAUAAUUUUGGUAUAGCACCACGUGCGAUAAGUUAUUUAUUUGAUCGCUUACGAGAAAAAACCGAAAGAACAAAUUCUCCAUAUUAUAUUCGUGUAGCUUAUUGUGAAAUAUAUAACGAACAAAUUCGUGAUUUAAUUCGUCCAGAAAAUCCAGAUCCUUUACAAGUACGUGGUUCAAUUGAAGAUGGAUUUUUUGUUGAAAAUCUUUAUCAAACAUAUAUUGAAACUAUUGAUGAACUAUUAACUAUACUUGAAGAAGGUGAAUUAAAUCGAGCUAUGGCAUCACAUCAGCUCAAUGAUAUGUCAAGUCGUAGUCACGCUAUGCUUUCAAUACAAAUUGAACAAGAUUUACAAGGUUAUGAUGACCCACAAGAACAAAUGACGCGACAGGGAAAAUUAACUUUCGUUGAUUUAGCUGGUAGUGAAAAAGUUAAAGCAAGUCAUUCAAAAGGCAAACAAUUGGUCGAAACAAACAAUAUCAAUAAAAGUUUACUAACACUUGGAACAUGUAUUUCGGCAUUAAGUGAUCCUAGAAUGCGCAACGGUCAUGUACCUUAUCGUGAAUCAAAACUAACUAGACUUUUAGCAGACAGCUUAGGUGGACAUGGCAUAACACUAAUGUUAGCUUGUGUUUCACCAUCAAUUCUAUGCGAAAAUGAAAGUUUAAGUACAUUACGUUAUGCUAAUCGUGCAAAAAAUAUUGAAAAUGCUCCACUCAUAAAAACUGAUUCAAAAGAAAAUGUCAUCAAUCGUUUAAAACUUGAAGUUCGUAAAUUAAAAGAUGAAAAUCUUGAGUUGAGACAUAAAUUAGGCGGUCAAACAAAUAAUAAUUUACCCAAGCUUAAAAAUCGAAAUGAUUUAGGUUCACAAGCAUCUCUACGUUCAUCAGGAAGUAUAGAAGCCUACGAAAGACAAGAUACUCAUGGUCGAUUGAAUGGCGCUACAACGCAAAAAAUUCGAAGUCAUCAUGAAACUUUAGCACGUGAAAAUGAAAAACUUACACGACAAUUAUAUCAACGUGAUCGACAACAACAAGGACAGUCGAACGGAAAACGUGUUGUUGUCGUUGAAGAUGAAGAUAGAAUUCAUCGAACUAGUCCACCAAGUAAUCGUCAUGUUGUUCGAGCUUAUGUUGAUCCAGCUGAUGAUGAAAUACUAGAAUAUGUACGUCGCCCAUCGUAUGCGUCAAGAUAUCGAACUGUUCGUAAUAGAAAUCCACAUGAAGGCUCACCCGAACGACGUACAACAAUUAUACGACGAGCACGAGAACAAUAG
This is a messenger RNA of Rotaria socialis, 1974 nucleotides long. NCBI's taxonomy places the organism in Eukaryota, Metazoa, Rotifera, Eurotatoria, Philodinida, Philodinidae. The record is from the annotation of a GenBank genome assembly.